Molecule: messenger RNA, 7394 nt
Organism: Labrus bergylta (ballan wrasse)
Lineage: Eukaryota; Metazoa; Chordata; Actinopteri; Labriformes; Labridae
Source: RefSeq, a predicted model, not a curated record
AUGGCGGCCGUCCUGCUGCAGAUUCUGGAGCGGACGGAGUUGAAUAAACUAUCGAAAAAGCGUCCAGAACAACAGACCAAGACCAAGUAUGAGAUUGAGGCGGAGAAGAGGGAGCUGGAUCGGCUGCUGGAGAAGAGAACCCAAGAAGUGGAAAACCUUUCUGAGGACGUGAAGCGUCUGAAUGAGAAGCUGACAGAAACCAGCAAAGUCAAGUUGGAGCUGCAGUUAAAACUGGAUGAUAUACAGUCAUCUGAGGCGUCUGUGCAGCACCGAGAGAAGCGCAUGGAGCAGGAGAAAGAGCUGCUGGAGAAGAAGAUCGAGUGGUUAACUUCAGAGCUGAAGAAAAAAACGGAGGAAUUGUUGAACAGUAAUAGAGAGAAAGGCAAAGAGAUACUGGAGCUAAAGGGUAAUCUGAAGAACAGCAAGGAGCAGUGCCAUGGAGGAGAAUACCGCAAUGAGCUCAAUGCUCAUGUCAAGUUAUCGUCGCUCUACAAGGGGUCAGCGACAGAAAUGGAGACAAAGAACCAAGAACUGAGCAGAGCUGUGGAGGAGCUCAGCAAACUGGUUAAAAACACAGGGGAAGCUAACAAGGCUCUUGAGAAGAAGGUGUCAGAGGGAGAAGAACUCAAAGUGCGACUUGAGGCAGAGCUAAGAGAAAAAAUCAAGAAAAUGGAGAAAGAACUGGAAAAUUCCAUGAUGAAGGCGGCUAGCAAACAAUGCUGUGUCCCCUCUCUGUCUGAGGAACAGUUGAACUCUAUGUGUCCAACAGCAGCUGCCAUUGCUGCUAUCGUCAAGCCUGGCAUGAAGUUCUUUGAUCUGUACAAUGCAUACGCAGAGUGUCAGACGCAGCUUCAGCUUGAGAAACAGGAGGUCAGGAGAGUGAGCAGAGUGCUGGAUGAGAUCGUCCAGGAGGUGGAGUCCAAGGCUCCUGUUCUCAAACGUCAGCGGGAGGAGUAUGAGAGCAUGCAGAGAUCCAUGGCCUCGCUGUGUAACAAACUGGAACUGGCUCGAAGUGAGAUCUACAGUUUGCAGAAAGACAAAGAAGAGGCCAAGCAGGGCUGUGAAGCCAUGGAGAGAGACAAGUUGAGGGCAGAGAGACAGCUCGAGGACACAUCUGCACAGGUGUGUACUCUGCUGGUGGAGUUGGAGGAAGCCAGAGGUAAUCAGGUGACAAAGGAAGACGGCAGCUCAGCCAACAUUUCCAGCACCAGCGAGGUCAUCAGUUCAUGCCAGCUGACCUUCCGCAGUGUGAAUGAGCUGCAGAGUCAGAACCAAAACCUUCAGAGGAGGCUGAGGGAGCUGGAGGAGGAGAAGGACCGACAGCAGAGACAGCACACAUCUGAGCGGGUGUCAGAUUUAGAGGGAUGUGUGAGUAAGCUUCAGAAGGAGGUGGAGCAGCUGAGGGAGCAGAGGAACCAACAGAAACAACUGGCUGACUCCAACAGCAGACAGAGAGACAUGUACAAAGCCUUGCUGACGCAGAGCACCGGCUUCAGCCUGCCUCCUCAAGGUCCAGACUCUUUAUCCCACACCGCCUGCGUGAGGCCCACGGUCCCAGCUACUCGCUCUACUCCUCAAAGAGCUGCAGCUGCUGACUCAGCACAGACUGCCCAGGCUAAAGCUGCUUUAAAACAGCUGAAUGAUGCCUUCACUUCGUAUAAGAAAGAGAAGGCGGAGAAUGACAGGAUGUUGAAUGAGACAAAUGACAGACUGCAGAAUCAGCUGUCUGGACUUCGCAUAAAUCAUGCCAAGCUGAACUCUCAACUAGAGUUCAGCAAUAAGAGGCACGAGAUGCUCCAGGAGACUGUCUCUGCCUACCGCAGAGAAAUCUCUGCACUUCAGGAUAAGAAUCAAAAAAUGGCUGCAACUGCCCAGCGACACGAGCACAUCAUCCACACGAUGAGCCAGGACCUGGGACAGGCUAAAGAAAAACUCGCACUUGAAGAGGUGCGUGUAGAGAAUCUGACUAAAGAGAGAGACAUGCUAAGACAAGCCGAGAGUCGCCUCGGUCGAGAGAAGGAAGCCAUACUGACAGAGCAGCGGAACCAGAACCUUCUGCUCACCAACCUCAAGACGAUUCAGUUGACGAUGGAGCGUACUGAGACAGACACACGGCAGCGAUUAAACAGCAAGAUAGAGCAGCUGGAAGCAGAACUGGCUUCAAUGAAGAUCAGGCUGGACCAGGAAGUCGCAGAGAGACACACCCUGGGGCGCACCAUGGAUGCUAAGUUGUUAGAAGCUAAGAAACAGCUGGAGACCCAGAACACAUUGCAGCAGAAGACCAGGGAUCUUUUGCGUUCCUCUGAGCAGCAGCUUGCUGGACUGAAAGCCCAACUGUCCUCUGCUUCACCCUCUGAUGCUGUUAACACCUCGAGCAGCACAGCUACUCCAGCUUCUAAAGCGUCAAGCCUCAAAGCACCAAUGAAAGUAUGCUCUCCAGUGCCAACAGCCUCCCUGCAGGCCAGCCAAUCAGAAAAGGAGCUUGUAGACGUGAAAGGUCGUCUGCGUACUGCUGAGGAACAAAAAAGUGAACUAGCAGAGCAACUGAAGAAUGCCACUGCUUAUGUACAGCAGUACAAGGCUGUGGUACUGGCUUUGGAAGACAGUCUGAAGCAAGAAAAGGAGUCUCGCUUACCUCUGGAGAUCCGUCUGAAGGAGUAUGAGGAGGUGCAGCAGCAGCUGGAGGAGAGGAUUUCAGAAGCUGAGAAAAUGAAGCAACAGGCGCAAGAAGAGAGCAGACAAGCUGUCGAUGUGGUUGAAAAACGAGUGUUGGAGCUGCAGCGCAUUCUGAAAGCCAGCCAGGCAGAGCAGCAGGAGGCACUGGAGAGAGCUGCUGCUGCUGUCACACUGGAGCAAAAAGCCAUACAGGACAGCCUGCUGCAGACAAAGCUAGCUGGAGAAGCACAGGCUAAGUAUGAGCGGGAGCUGAUGCUUCACGCUGCUGACGUUGAAGCUUUGCAAGAGCUGAAGAACGGUUUCCAACAAGAAGCAGUGCGGAAGAGGGAGUUAGAAGAUCAACUGAACAAGUCGUCGGGUCUACUGCUGGAGAAAAGUGCAACCUGGAACACAGUGGAGAGACAGAUGAAGGUGGAUCUCGCCAACAAGAGUCGUGUCUGUGAAGACCUAAGAAAGCAGAAUGCGCUCCUGCACCAGCAGAUGGAGGAAGUGUCCACCAGGAGUCGUCAGACGCAACAACAACCGCAAUCACAGCAGCUUGACCUGUCAUUCAACGAGGAAGGGAAGACCACUGAACAGAUACUUGAAAUACUCAGGUUUGUGCGACGGGAGAAAGACAUCGCCAUCGCUCAAUUUGAGGCAACAGAGGGAGAAGCUCUUCGUCUCAAACAGCGAGUGGAACACCAGGACAGAGAAGUGAAGGAGCUUAAGGAAGCUCUGAACGCUGAGAGGGAGAAAAUGCAGGCUACAGCAAAGAUGCUGGCGCAGCAGGAGGAACAGCUGAAGAAGAUGCAGACGAUAGGUGCCCUCCAAGAAACCAACAGGCUGCUGAAAAUGGACAGAGAUAAACUGGAACAAGAGCUGAAGCAAUUUCAGGCUAAAGUUAUGAAGCUGCAGUCAGACAUUGGUCCUCUACACCACUCUAUGUCUCAGCUGUCAGAAAAAAAUGGCUCUCUGUGUGCUGAUAAGAAGAUACUAGAGGACGACCUAAAGCGUUGGAAAGCCAAAGCACAGCAACUGAUCAGUCAGCAAAAAGAUGGCAAUGAUGAGGAGAGACAGAAAUUUGCCUCUGAGAGAGAAGCUCAGCAGAGACGUAUCGCACAGCUCGCUGAGGAAACAGCCAAGCUAAAGAUUGAACUGACAAGAGCCAAUGUGAGCAGUAACUCUGCUCAGUCCCAGCUGCAAGCCUUCAGAGACUCUGUCGCCCGUCUGACGUCAGAGCGCGACUCGCUAAAGAAAGACGUGGAAACCAAAAACGGUGAUAUUCUGGAGAAGAUCAAGACUAUCAACCAGGUCAAGAAGAUUGGACGACGCUACAAGACCCAGUAUGAAGAGCUCAAAGUUCAGCAUGACACGGAAGUGACUAAAACCCAGGAGGAACUCAACAAGGCCAGAGAGGAGCUCAAUACAUUGAAAAACGAGGUUCAAAAUAAAGACGAGGAGGUCCAAAAAUCCCAGAAGGAGCUGGAGCAGGCCAAGAAGGAAAACCAGCAAGCCAAAGAAAAGUUCCAGGAGAUUCAAAACCAAUUAUCACAGAACCAGAACCAGCUGACAGAGGUUCAGUCCCAGUUGUCCCAGACCAAGACUCAACUUCAACAGAAUCAGAACCAGCUGACCCAGAGUCAGAAGGAGCUUCAGCAAAACAAGACCAGCAGCCAACAGGUACAGAACCAGUUAAAAUCAACUCAGUCUCUAGCUCAAACCCGCCUGAACCAGAUCCAGCAGCUCCAGAGGGAGCUCCAGCAGGCUAAAGAAGCUCUUCAGAAGAACCUUGCUAAUCAGAAGGAGCUACAGCAGACCCACCAAAGCAGUCAACAGAGCCACAACCAAGAAGUCAGCAACCUCAAGAGGGCCCUUUCUCAAGCAGAGAACAAGGUGUCUGAGCUUCAAGGCACUCUGGACAGCGUGCAGAAGGUCAUUGGUGACCGUGACGCAGACAUUAAGUGUCUGCAGGAGCAGCUAACAGAAGCUAACCAGGCUAAUCAAACUAUUCAAGCUACACAGGCCAACCAGAGCCAGAGCUCCCAAUCCAUCCAGGCCAACAAUGCUAACGUUGCUAGUGAGGCUAACAAGGAGCUACAGGAGGAACUGACAAAACUCAGACAAGAGCUGUCCGAGGGCAAGAACAGAGAGGAGCAGCUCGGACAGCAGAUAGCUGAACAAAAGGAGAAGACUAAGAAGGCCAUGAUGGGUGCCAAGGCAAAACUCAAUCAGCUUAUAAGUUCCAAUGAGCAGCAGAGUAAGGAGAUGGAAGAACUGAAACAAAGUAAGGAGGAAAUGGAGGUUAGAAUGAAUGCUCUCAAGUCUCAGUAUGAAGGACGAUUUCAACGGAUGGACAGAGAGUUAAGGGAACUGAGAGAGACACAAGUUCACUCUGAGCCCAAAGAGGAGCUACAGGACACCAGCGGAGCCAAGGUUGGGGACCAGCCCAGAUCUUCAGACCAGAGACCCAUAUCGUUGAAGAGUCCUGCCCAAGACAGGGGAAGCUCCAGCUCGUCUGACCCUCCAACAGCCAAUAUCCGCCCCACCCCGAGCACUCCAUCUCCUAGCAACAAGCCAAGUCCCUCCCCGGGUAGUAAGGCUACACCUCGUGCAAGUAUCCGGCCCAUGGUUACCCCGGCAACAGUCCCUGUCCCAACACCUACCGCCACUGUCAUGCCAACGACCCAGACCGACAGCCAGGAAGCGCAGAUAAGUUCAGGACCCUCUGUACACUCUACUGGCUCCAUUUCAGUGAACACACCUGUAUCACUAACUCAGCCAACCAGCACCCAGGCCACAGCUUUUGUACAGCCCACCCAGCAGCAGGCAGCCAACCAGGAUGCAGGAACCAGUAUGGAGGCUGAGCUACCAUCGACUUCCUCGUCUCAGAUUGGAACAGUUGGAUCAAAGCGAGAGAGAGAGGAGGAGGAGGAAGAGGAGGAGAAUAGAAGACCAGAGAGUUCACACACGCAUCCAUUCAAUAAAAGACUACGACUGAAACCAACAAUGAUGGAAGGAGAGCUGAGUGAAGAGGGAGAGCAACACGAUUCAACUGAUGACAAUCAGGCGCUUCCUGAACAGGGAUUUCCUGGAGUCGAUGAAGACACCGAGGAAGAAGUUGUGUCCCAAAUGGACGCCUCUCAUCAGAUGUCCUCUCAGGUCGUGUCUGUCAUGGUGAUUGACACAGACAGUGAAAGCCAUGAGAGCAGAGAAGGGGAGGAGAAGCAGGAGGAGGACGACGGGGAAGAGGAAGAUGAGGAGGAGGAGGACGACGACGAGGAAGAAGUAGAUGAGUAUGUGGAAGAAUAUGACGAUGAUGAAGAUGACGACGAUGCUUGUGACAGCGGAAUGGCGCGACAGGAGGACGCUAAGGAGGAGAGCGGGAAUGCAGAAGAGGAGGAACCAUCGGAAGCCCCAGAGGCUGAGACCAAUACAUGUGGAGCGUCUUCAGGCUCCCAGCGCCCCUCUGAGCCGUCACACAGCAGUGAAGGCAGCAACAGUACAGCAUCAGAGCCCGACCCUCAAAGAGAAACUUUACACCUCCCCCCAACCCCCUCCUCUCUCACACCCUGCCUGCACCACCAACGCAGGUCCCCACACUCCGUCCCCCCACGGCUCCAUAUUCAACCAGCCGCUCCAGAGCUGGGACCCCCACACACACAGCAGAGACAGUCAUCUCAGCUGCGCAGACCAUCAGUGGGACGCCAGCUAACACCUGGAAUAGGCAGUAUGCAACAUUUCUUUGAUGAUGACGACAGAAUGGUUCCCAGCACUCCCACUCUGGUCGUACCACACCGCACUGAUGGCUUUGCAGAGGCUAUACAUUCUCCUCAGGUCGCAGGUUUGUCGACCAGGUUCAGGUUUGGACCUCCAGAAGACCUGCUGAGUCAGACAUCAGGCUCCCACUCUGACCUGGGACAGUUGGCCUCCCAAGGAGGUCUGGGAAUGUACGAGUCUCCUCUGUUCCUGGCUGCUCAUGAUGAAGAUGGAGGAGGAAGGAGUGUCCCCACAACACCUUUACAAGUGGCUGCACCAGUGACGGUCUUCUCAGAAUCUGUGCCCUCAGACAGCGCUGACAACAUGGCAUCCCAGUCGGUUCCCAUGGUAACUGCCACUGCCGGGAUGGCUUCUGGUGGAGAUGAUGGAGAUGAGGUCUUCAUGGAGCAUGAAACAGAAAGUCCUGGUAUUGAAUCAUCUCUGGAGAGCCAAACAGACAUGGAGUCAACAGGACAGCAAAGUGAUGAUGCAUCAUUACCGUCUACUAGUCAAGAACCUGACACCAUCAUUGUUCCUCAGCGGCGCCUGCCUACCACUCUACCUCUGAUCAGAGGGAGCAGAGGAGGAAGGUUCAGCCGCAGAGGAACGAUGUAUCAUGGAGGAAGGGGAGGGGCCAUGGGCAGAGGGGGCAUGAACUAAUGAUGAUCCCCAGUCACAGCUUAGGCUUCUCAUUUCAUAAGAUUAUAAAAUGUGUUGCUUAUUUCCUUAAUUUUUAUACGUAGUGUUGAGACUUUCAAAAUAACAGUUUCUGAUUAGUUGAAGACAAUAAUCCUGCUAUGUGAGGGGUUAUAAACCCUUUGUGUUUGCAAUGCUCACAUAUCUCAUGUUAUAAUCAUGUUUUCUUUUUCUGUGUAUUAGAUCUGUCCUGGUUUUACUAUUGACAGUUUGUUCACUUCCUGUGUCUUUGAACUGGUCGUACACUUGUUUUAUUAAUAAAGUUACACAAUCUGUAAUAGGGA